AUGGCUCCCUGGAGGCUUCCCGUGCUCCCCGUGGCUCUGGUGUGGGGCUGGGUGCUGGUCUCCUGCUCCCCCAGCACAGUUGCUCCCCCACGAGACCUUCGGAUCACUGACCCUGGACUCCUGGGUUCUCUCGAUGUGGAGUGGAAGCCUCCACCCCAUGUACAAACCUUCAACGAAUGCACAGUAAAAUACAAGUUUGAAUAUCGCAGCACUGGGGAUAGAGACUGGAAGGUUAUUUUUACUAGGAAGCUAAAAUUCAGAGUUGGAUUUGACCUCAGCAGGACUGCUGAAGUGAGGCUGCAGACACUGCUCAAAGGACGGUGUACGGGUGACGUGGAGGUGCAGAGUGACUGGAUUUAUGCAACCUUUCAGAUUGCACCACAAGGAAAACUUGAAUCAGAGGUCCAGAAUUUCCACUGCAUAUAUCAUGACUGGGAAUACCUGAAAUGCACCUGGCAGCCAGGCCUCCUCACACCUCGUGGUGUACAUUAUGGGCUAUAUUAUUGGUAUGAGGGGCUGGACCACACGGUGCAGUGUGAUCACUACAUCCAGGACCACGGGAUAAACAUCGGCUGCGUGCUGCAAAACCUCAGCCAGGCAGAAUACCAGGAUCUGAACAUUUGUGUCAAUGGUUCAGCAGCAGCCACUCUGCUACGGCCACUGUACACCACCCUUCGCCUUCACAACCUCGCAAAGCCUUCAGCCCCGGAGCAGCUGGCGCUUUCCGUAUCUGCAGCCGGGGAGCUGCUGGUGGCCUGGAGCCCCCCGGGUGGGCGAGUGCCGCCGCACUGCCUGGAGUACGAGGUGCAGGUGGCGGAAGAUGCGGGGGAAGCCGCGGCUCCCUGGGCGUUUGUGUCGACCCAAAUGGAAACUGCUUUAACAAUUUCCAGAGCAAAUCAAAGCCACGUUUCAUGUGUUCGUGUCAGGGGGAGAACAAACAUUUUUUGUGCUGACCAUGGCUUUUGGAGUGAAUGGACACAGGAUUGUUUCUCUGGUAUGGAAUUCAAAGUAAAGGGUGUUUCUUUUAUAUCCUUCAUAAAACCUGUUUGGGUGCAAGUGCUGAUGGCUGCCCUGGGGAUCUGCUGGUGUCCAGCACUGGAGGUGGGGUGCUGA
Cinclus cinclus is the source of this 1113-nucleotide messenger RNA. It is a transcript of the gene IL13RA2, whose product is annotated as interleukin 13 receptor subunit alpha 2. Gene Ontology annotation, molecular function: protein binding; cytokine receptor activity. The record is from RefSeq and is a predicted model, not a curated record. Lineage: Eukaryota; Metazoa; Chordata; Aves; Passeriformes; Cinclidae. Bases 1 to 1113 code for a protein of 370 amino acids. Gene Ontology annotation, biological process: cytokine-mediated signaling pathway. The transcript has 7 exons. Gene Ontology annotation, cellular component: external side of plasma membrane.